AUGACGAUACCAACAAUAGAAGAACUAAAAAAAGAGAAGAUUAUACCACAUGUUUUUCCUGAUGAAAAUAUUAACUUAACUGUAGAUCUAUUUGUACAAUUUAAAUCAGGAAAAGAAGUAAAAAAUGGAAAUUUAAUCGAUUUAUGUGGUACUGGAAUUGUACCAAGAAUUGUGAAAUUUUCCGAAGAACCUCCAGAUGGUUUUUGUUUCGUUUUAUUUAUGGUUGACCCUGAUUAUCCCUCUAGAAAAAAACCUGAAGGAAAAGAAUAUGCUCAUUGGGUUAUAUCUGGUAUAAAAUCAAAAGAAUUAAAAAAGGGAACAGGAGAAAAUUGUAUUACCUUAUUACCAUAUAUAGGCCCAUCUAUUAAAAAAGGUACUGGUUUACACAGAAUUAGUUUUAUUAUUUUAUUAAUAAAAGAAGAAUAUAAAGAAAAUAUUACUGGUAUACCUAUUUAUAGAGGUGAGAAUUAUAUCACUAGAGUAAAAUUUAACAAUUAUGAAUCUUCUUAUUCUAUUGCUCAAAUUAACAAUAUGAAAAUUGUAGGAUAUAACUGGUGUCUAAUAGAAGGAUGA
Molecule: messenger RNA, 573 nt
Organism: Plasmodium gallinaceum
Lineage: Eukaryota; Apicomplexa; Aconoidasida; Haemosporida; Plasmodiidae
Gene: RKIP
Product: raf kinase inhibitor, putative
Exons: 1
Coding region: 1-573 (190 amino acids)
Source: RefSeq, a predicted model, not a curated record